AUGCAAAUAGACCCCACCUCUGAAGACUCGCCGUCUUUGCUCGAGGAUCUCCAGAUCGAGGACCAGAAUGUGUUCAAGAUCACUGACAAGGGCCCUGACUUUCGUGGGCUCACCUGCUUCGGAGCUGCGGCUUUGGUGGUGAAGACCCAGUUCGGUUUGGGCAUCUUGGGGCUCCCACACACUUUCUACAUUUUGGGGGUCAUUCCUGGCCUCAUAUCGUUGAUAACGCUUUGCAUUCUUACGACGUGGAGUGGCGUGGUGGUGGGCCACUUCCGUCUCCGUCAUCCUCAUACUUACAGUAUUGGCGAUGCUGCAGAGAUCUUGUUUGGGCCUGCUGGAAGAGAGUUCAUGGGCGCUGCUUUCUGGCUUUUCUACACUUUGGCCUACGGCGCCACCGUUCUUACGGUUUCUAUUGCGUUCAACGCUAUCACAUCUCACGCUGCUUGCACCACAGUCUGGACGGCGGUGGGUGCCAUUAUCAGUCUUAUAUUGGGAACGGCUACAAGAACCUUGAAGGUUAUGUCGUGGAUGGGUGUGGCCGCCAUUGUGUCGUUAUUCGUCAGUGUUUGGAUCGUGGCCAUCGCUUGUCUUACUCAAGACACGCCCUCGGCGGCUCCCAAGAAUGAGGCAAUUGAAAAGGGCAUUGCCGCCGUUGCCACGGGGAAAUCGUAUGCGGCUGUUGCUAGCGCUGUGGCUACUCAGCUUGCUGGUCUUAGUGGAACGGCUUCCUUCUUCACAAUCCACACAGAAAUGAGAGACCAGCGUCAGUACAACAAGGCUUUGUACCUUGGGCAGGGCUUUGUCGCUUUCAAUUAUAUUAUCAUCACUUGCAUUGUUUACGCAAAAGUUGGCAAGUAUGUCACAUCUCCCGCCUUGGGGUCUGCUGGUCCGCUCAUCAAGAAGAUCUGUUACGGUAUCGCCUUGCCUGGACUCAUCUUCUCGUGCUUCUUUCUUGCUCACCUUGCUGGGAAGUACUGCUUGGUCAGAAUACUCAGAGGUACUAGGCACCUUCAAAUGAACACUCCAACACACUGGACCACCUGGAUCUCAAUGAUGCUCUUGGCUAUUGUGUUUGGUUUCGUCAUUGCUAGUGCCAUUCCCUUCUUUGGUGACUUAGUGGCGCUUAUUGCCGCCUUGUUCGGUACCACGUUCUCCCUUAUUAUUCCUGGCUUCAUUGCGGUCUACAACUUGGGCAGCAAUGUCAAACGCGAAGGCGACGGUACGUUGUGGUGGUUCAGCGGCUGUAUUAAAGCAUGGAAAAAGAAUCGCUGGAGUGUGAUCAACACUUUGACAGCGGCGUUGUCAGUUUCAUUGGGAGCAUACAUCUUGGUGACCGGAACUUACGGCUCCGUGCAAUCCAUCAUAGAUGGCUAUAGAAAUGGUACUGUUUCUCACGCUUUCGCUUGUGAGGAUAACAGUGGUUAA
Candidozyma auris is the source of this 1425-nucleotide messenger RNA. RefSeq lists its product as uncharacterized. Gene Ontology annotation, molecular function: amino acid transmembrane transporter activity. Bases 1 to 1425 code for a protein of 474 amino acids. The transcript has 2 exons. Gene Ontology annotation, cellular component: vacuolar membrane. Lineage: Eukaryota; Fungi; Ascomycota; Pichiomycetes; Serinales; Metschnikowiaceae. Gene Ontology annotation, biological process: amino acid transmembrane transport. The record is from RefSeq and is a predicted model, not a curated record.